AUGGUGGAGAAGGAGGUGCCGAAGAUCAUCGUGCAGGCGGAGGAGAAGAUCGUGGAGGUGCCGCAGGUCUUCUAUGAGGAGCGCCUCAAGUACGUCCCACAGGUCCAGGUGGCCGAGGCUGUCAAGGAGGUGCCGCACUAUCAAAAGCAAGUGGUGCACAAGCACAUCCCCAAGAUCAUGGAGACCAAGGUGGUAGAGAAGGUGAUCCCGGUGCCGGUGAACCUGGUGCGGGAGACCGCCGUGGAGGUGCCCAAGGUGGUGCAGCAUGAGGUGAUCCGGCAGAAAGCCUCCGGGGCCAUGCAGCAGCGCAUCAUCCAAACAGGCUGGCAAUACCAGCGCGCUGCCACAAAGGAGGAGGUGGUGGCCGGCACAGCAGAGGCGGAGCACGGAGGCAUCUACGAGGCUCCUGUUGCCUCUGUGCGGCACGUGAGCCUCCCGAGCAACGAGGUGGAGGUCUCCGCGGUGAUCACGGAGCACUCGGUGUCCCAUGAAGCCCCGGUGGUGACUACUGUGAACCUCGCGCCGGGCAUGUUCGCGCAGGAGACGGUCACUUCGCGGUACGCAAACGCGGGCGAGGCAAUGCUGCUGCAGGAGGGCCAGCUUGGCACCAUGUACGGCGGCGCCGCAGUGGGCACGGCCUACGGCGGCGGCGCAGCCACAGCUGGCGCCGCCUACGGCGCGACCGCGGGCGCCGCCUACGGCGCGACCGCGGGCGCUGCCUACGGCACGACCGCGGGCGCGGCCUACGGCACUGCCACGGGCGCGGCCUACGGCACUGCCACGGGCGCGGCCUACGGCACCAGCGCGGGCGCUGCAUACAGCGGCGGCACUGCAGUAGGCACUGCCUACAGCGUGGGCAGUGGGACUGGCACUCAUGUAGGCACCGUGUUGGGGGCAGCGCCCAGCACCAUGUGCCGCGGCAACGCGGCCUAUGCCGGGGCCUACGUUGGCAACGCCUGGGGCGCCGACGACGUCUCCGGCCUCAGCACGGCGCGGACCUCCGGCUCCGACGCCGUGACCUGCAACCACUGCGGCAACGUCUACAUGGCGGACUCCCACUUCUGCCGGAAGUGUGGUGCGCCGCGGGGAGCCGCUGAGGUGCAGGUGGCUGAAGUGACCUGCCAUAGCUGCGGCAACACCUACAUGCCGGACUCCCACUUCUGCCGGCGCUGCGGCGCGCAGCGCCUGGAGGGCCAACAGCUCAUAACCGAGCCCGUGGCCGGGAGCUGCGGAUCCCAGUCGACGCUGAUGACGCAGCCCUUGCGCUAG
Messenger RNA from Effrenium voratum, 1269 nucleotides. The record is from the annotation of a GenBank genome assembly. Lineage: Eukaryota; Dinophyceae; Suessiales; Symbiodiniaceae.